CAUUAAAUUAAUGAACAUGUUUUGUUUGUUUUACCUUAUUCAUAUCCAAAAGGUCUUGUGAGAUCUGCCUGUACUUUGAUUAAGAGGCUAUUUUUGUAUCUAGCUGUCCUUUCAGUGGCGAUAGCCACAGAUCAGUUGUGUUGCCAGUCGUCCCCAGUAAGGAGCUAAAGUAUCCCUCUCUUCAUAAAUGGUUUGUGGUCAACAUGUUCUCAUUUGUGAAGCCAGCAACAUGUGAAAACCUGGUGUAUUUCCACUGUGAUAUAGAGAUCUGUAAAGGAUCCGAAUGCUUACAGUCCUGCAGCAAUGGUAGGUUGAGCUUAAGCCUUUUGAUUCUUAAUUAAGUUUAAUAAAUCUAUCUUCUGUUAUUGUUUGUCCGAUGCUUUCAGGGAGGCGUAAAUUAAGAAGAAUCACACCCGGACAGAGGAUUCUUUCCAGUGUAGUCUCUGGUGGACCACUUCUUUAUCUACUGUAAAUAACCAGAAAAAGACUGCUAUUUCAAAUCAUAUUUGAAAGCAAAGUUGAGAACAGUUUAUUGAAGAACUGUCCAAGAUUUGUAAUAAAUAGAUCUGUUACUCAAUACGAUGGCCGGCUGUUUCUCAGAAUAAACCCCAGUCGUCUGUAACAAAAAAAGAAAAAAGAAAUUGCUUUUCAACAGUGGGAAAGGCUAGUAUUAUUUCAUAUAAAUAAUGUUUUAUUGUUAUAUAUGUCCUUUCUUUAAUCACUUUACUGGCUCUUGUUUAUUUUGGCUGGUUGGGAAAUAUUAUAUUGGAAAGUGCAGAUGGAUCAUGUGAUAUAUGUAUUAAAGUAUGUACCCCAUGCUCAAAAGGAGGACCAUAUAAUUAAUUUGCAGAUCACUUUUGCCAAAUUUCCCAUUUUCAAAUGACUGGUUCUAAAUUUUGCUUUCAAGCAGGGCAACCUGUUAAUGUUUUUGAUUUUAUUUGUUUUGAUUAAUUAUAUGAACAAGUCGGCUAAAUUACUUUUUGUUUUCUAUUUGAUAUUUCUACUAUUAAUACAUUUCAAUACAAAUCUAGUUUAACAAAAAAAAAAGUCCAGGCAGACUUUUAUUGUGGUGGAGGAGCUUUGGUCAUGUGCCCCGAAUCGACCAAUAGAAUAAGAGUGGAUUGGUUUACGGAAGUGAUUGAGCAAGCGCGUCGUCUGUAAAACAACACAGAGAGAGAAAUGUGAGAAGAAGUUGCUAUUUUGUAACGUUUAAUACCGUCUGUGGGCACUAACACCAGCCAAACACUGUCCCUGUAAGAUUUACUUAAGGAUUUCGUUCGUCCGUCCAGCUCCUUACACUGCUAUUUGCUGGUUUAGCUACAAGUUAUCAGUUAUGUCCAAAACAACGAGAUUGGACCCAAAAGAAAAUGAGUCAAAACACCUGCCGAUCUAUCAGCACAAAGCCAAUCUAGUUCAGACUGUCAAAGAAAGCACUUUUCUGGUCGUCACCGGUGAGACUGGCAGCGGGAAAACCACACAGCUUCCGAAGUACCUGCAUCAAGCAGGCUUUUGUAAAGAUGGCAAAAUCGGCAUCACGCAGCCCCGUCGGGUGGCUGCCAUCACGGUGGCCCAGAGGGUUGCCCAGGAGAUGCAGUGCACUCUGGGUAGAGAGGUGGGCUACCAAGUACGCUUCGAUGACUGCACAUCACAGAGCACGGUGGUGAAGUACAUGACAGACGGCUGUUUGCUGAGAGAGAUCCUGGCAGAUCCUGUACUCUCUCAGUACAGUGUUGUAAUCUUGGAUGAAGUCCACGAACGCAGCCUCAACACAGAUAUUCUCCUUGGUUUAUUGAAGAAAAUGUUCUGCAAACCUGCAAAGGCCCCCAAGGGUCGAGCUGUCCCUCUGAAGGUGGUGGUGAUGUCCGCCACCUUGGAAGCUGAAAAGCUUUCUGCCUUUCUCGGCGACUGCCCCGUCUUUGCUAUUCCUGGGAGGACUUUUCCUGUCACGAGCACAUUUGGGUUUGCUGUCGGACCUAAAGACACAGAGAGCACUGGCUAUGUAAAAGAGGUGGUCAAAGUGGCCCUUGAUGUACACACCAGUGAAAUGGCUGGAGAUAUUCUUGUGUUUUUGACAGGUCAGUCAGAGAUUGAGCGUGCCUGUGACUUGUUGUUUGAAAAAGCCGAGUCUAUAGACUACCGCUACGAUGUGCACGACCGAACAGUGGAGGGCCUUCUUAUUCUGCCUCUUUAUGGAUCCAUGCCCACUGAUCAACAGAGGCAGAUCUUUCAGCCUCCACCUCCAGGAAUAAGGAAGUGUGUAGUGGCCACAAACAUUGCAGCUACAUCUCUCACCAUCAAUGGCAUAAAGUACAUUGUAGACAGCGGGUUCGUGAAGCAGCUCAACCACAACUCAAGGGUGGGCAUGGAUAUCUUGGAGGUGGUGCCUAUUUCAAAGAGCGAGGCUCAGCAGAGAGCAGGCCGAGCUGGAAGAACCUCAGCCGGGAAAUGCUAUCGAAUCUACACCAAGGAAUUCUGGGAGAAGAGCAUGCCUGAAUAUACAGUUCCGGAAAUCCAGAGGACGAGUCUGACUGCAGUGGUACUCACGCUCAAGUGCCUGGGCGUUCAUGAUGUCAUCAGAUUCCCUUACCUGGACUGUCCAGAGGAGAGGUUCAUUCUCGAGGCAUUAAAGCAGCUCUACCAGUUUGAUGCCAUCGACAGGAGAGGGAGAGUGACCCAACUAGGGGAACUGAUGGUGGAGUUCCCCCUGCACCCAGGACUAACCAGGGCCGUGCUCAAAGCCGCCUCCCUCCGCUGUGAGGACCUGCUGCUCCCUGUGGCCGCCAUGCUGUCUGUAGAGAACAUUUUCAUCAGGCCAGGCCACCCUGAGAAACAGAAAGAGGCAGAUAAAAAGCACAGAGCGUUGGCUACAAGUAUGAAUGACUUUGCCACUCUCCUCAGCGUGUUUCAGUCAUGUAAAUCCAGUGACAGACCCUCAGCAUGGUGUAAAGAUAACUGGAUCCAUUGGAGGGCGCUGAAGUCAGCCUUUAGUGUGGAGACUCAGCUUCGAGAGAUCCUCCUCCGGCUGCAACAGAAGAGAGACUUCCCUGUAGAAACAUUUGAUGGCAAUAAGAGUGAACUCUUCAGACGAUGCCUGUGCACAGGAUACUUCACCAAUGUUGCCAGAAGGUCUGUUGGAAAGGUGUUUUGCACAAUGGAUGGCAAUGGAUCUAUGGUUCACGUUCAUCCAUCAUCAUCGCUCUUUGACCAGGAGGCAGAGCUGAACUGGAUCAUCUUCCACGAUGUGCUGGUGACCUCGCGGGUGUACGUCAGGACCGCGUGUCCUAUUCGAUACGAUUGGGUGAAGGACUUGCUGCCUAAACUCCAUGAGGUGGACGUGUACGAGCUGAGCAGCGUCGCAAGAGAAGAAGUGACUGAGGAGGAAGUGUUAAAAUGGGAGACCAGGGAAGCAGCCAAAAGACAACCAGAGGUUUCUACUGAGGAUUUCAUGAAAAAGCUUGAGAAGCGAAACAACGAAACUUCUGUCAACGAUGCCCGUGCUCGCUACCUGCAACGAAAGCAACAAAGACAACAAAAUAAAAAUCUUUGACAGAAAGCCAAUUCAUGAAAUGUAUCACACAUUAGAUUUUUGGGUAUCUCUUUAGUAUAUGAAUAAUAAAACAUUUGUUAUAUUUCUAA
Centropristis striata (black sea bass) is the source of this 3636-nucleotide messenger RNA. RefSeq names its product DEAH (Asp-Glu-Ala-His) box polypeptide 40 (gene dhx40). The coding region runs from base 1334 to 3547 and encodes 737 amino acids. The record is from RefSeq and is a predicted model, not a curated record. Gene Ontology annotation, molecular function: ATP binding; RNA binding. The transcript has 18 exons. Lineage: Eukaryota; Metazoa; Chordata; Actinopteri; Perciformes; Serranidae. Gene Ontology annotation, cellular component: intracellular anatomical structure.